Cercocebus atys (sooty mangabey) is the source of this 442-nucleotide messenger RNA. RefSeq names its product apolipoprotein C-I, acidic form. Gene Ontology annotation, cellular component: very-low-density lipoprotein particle; extracellular region; high-density lipoprotein particle. Gene Ontology annotation, biological process: negative regulation of lipid catabolic process; negative regulation of lipoprotein lipase activity; lipoprotein metabolic process. The record is from RefSeq and is a predicted model, not a curated record. The transcript has 4 exons. Gene Ontology annotation, molecular function: fatty acid binding; phospholipase inhibitor activity. The coding region runs from base 78 to 323 and encodes 81 amino acids. NCBI's taxonomy places the organism in Eukaryota, Metazoa, Chordata, Mammalia, Primates, Cercopithecidae.
UAAAGGUCCUGCUGGUGGUACAGGACCUCCCAACCGAGCCCUCCAGCAAGGAGUCAGAGUGCCCCUCCGGCCCCGCCAUGAGGCUCUUCCUGUCGCUCCUGGUGGUGGUUCUGUCGAUAGUCUUGGAAGGCCCAACCCCAGCCCAGGGGGUUCCAGACGUCUCCAACCCCUUUGAUGUCCUGGAGGAGUUUGGAAAGACCCUGGAGGACAAUGUUCGGGAAUUCAUCAACCUCAUCACACAGAGUGAACUUCCUGCCAAGACACGGGAUUGGUUUUCAGAGACAUUUCGGAAAGUGAAGGAGAAACUCAAGAUUAACUCAUGAGCACCUGAAGGGUGACAUCCCAGGAGGGGGCUCUGAAAUUUCCCGCACCUCAGCACCUGUGCUGAGGACUCCCUCCAUGUGGCCCCAGGUGCCACCAAUAAAAAGCCUAUAGAAAAUUC